CCCGAGUGUAGGCGAAAUAGAUCGAUUCGCGUCGAGUGGGUUGAGAAGGCAAGAAGAGGCAGACUGUCACCUCGACUAAAUGUAGCAUCUUUCUCGCCCCAAUUUCGAGAGAAAGAAUCAUUGGGCGAUCUCGGAUAAAAUGCCAUCGCUUUUAUUCUGUGGGCCCAAACUGGCCGCCUGUGGCAUCGUGUUGAGCAUAUGGGGAGUUGUUAUGCUGUCUAUGUUGGGGAUCUUCUUCAGUGCAAAAUCUGCUGUGCUGAUCGAAGAUGUUCCCUUCACAGAGGAAGACAUCCGUGAUGACAAGAAUCCACCGCAGACAAUUUAUGGACUCUACAACCAAGUUGGCAUCAACUGCUUCAUCGCUGCUGCCAUCUACGUAGGUGUCGGGGCGGUGUCUUUGUGUCAAGUUCGGCUUAACAAGCGCCAGGAGUACAUGGUCACAUAAACCUAGACAAUUUCAGCAUUACUAUAACUAUUCCUACUUUUGUGAAAUCUCAGAAAUCUAGGAAUUUUUUUGUUUGUUUGUUUUUUAAAUUGGUACAUGUGGCAGUUUACCUUUGGCUCACAAUUUUUUUCCCCAAAAUCUGUUUACCUAUACUGAAAAAGACAUUAAUAUUACAAUUAACAAAAGGUCCAAUUAUAAUGUAGAAGAUAUAGUAAAGAUGAGUAAUACAUGAUGUGUGCAUAAGUACUGUGUAUGCAUGUUAUAUGAAGCAAAUUAUUACUUAGUAUUUUCCUGUAAAAUUUGAGAACAUUGUAGUUUUCUCUGUACAUUCCCUGUCAAGUAAAACCGAACUGUAUAAAAGAAAUAAUGCCAUGAACCCAAAAUUUAGCAGGGUGCAGCAAAUGGUUGUCCCGUGAUAAAUAGCCUGAAAAUCACUGGAUGAUACUGUGUGUCCCUAUAAUAGUAACUGGUGUUCAUGUAGUAUCUAUGUGUGUAUGGUGAAUAUUUAUUUUUUACAUUUCAUUAUUUAAGUGUUUGUGUGGUAAAAGAUGAUAAUGUCUGUGAUUUGAUUUAAGUGUAACCUUCAACCCUUUUGCUGUAUACUUGAUAUGACCACUAAUGGAUGAACAAGAUAACAGAAAGUGAAUGGAGAAUCUAUCCUCCUUUGAAUAAAAUACUGUGAGAAAAAAAA
Molecule: messenger RNA, 1136 nt
Organism: Myxocyprinus asiaticus (Chinese sucker)
Lineage: Eukaryota; Metazoa; Chordata; Actinopteri; Cypriniformes; Catostomidae
Gene: rnasekb
Product: ribonuclease, RNase K b
Exons: 3
Coding region: 140-445 (101 amino acids)
Molecular function (GO): RNA endonuclease activity
Source: RefSeq, a predicted model, not a curated record